This is a messenger RNA of Nerophis lumbriciformis (worm pipefish), 3285 nucleotides long. It is a transcript of the gene igfals, whose product is annotated as insulin-like growth factor binding protein, acid labile subunit. The record is from RefSeq and is a predicted model, not a curated record. Gene Ontology annotation, cellular component: extracellular matrix; insulin-like growth factor ternary complex; plasma membrane. NCBI's taxonomy places the organism in Eukaryota, Metazoa, Chordata, Actinopteri, Syngnathiformes, Syngnathidae. Gene Ontology annotation, molecular function: insulin-like growth factor binding.
GUUGAUGCACUCAGUGACAAGAUUUAAGCAAACACCAAAGGCCACGGAUGAGGUGGACAAUGGUAUUUAUAUGGCGGUUUGGUGGGCUCAAAAAGGACUUCAACUUAGAUGUGAACCCUAUCCUCUUUGCACAGGCUUAAGGAUUUAAAGCAUUAGUCAUUCUUUAAGGUGAGCACCAGAGACUUGUGAAUCUGCUGAAAUCCGGUGGAAGAAAAUGGGUUAACCUAGAAAAAAACUGUCUGGGCUUGCCUUUGCAGUCAUGCCAUUCAGCACACAAACGAUUGCAUAAGGGCCAGUCAUUCAGCAGUUGACACACUGCGCUUCCUAAAGCAAGACCGUCCAGCUUUAAGCUGGGAUGCAAACCAUCGGGCUAUUUUUCCUGUGGGUACUGGGAACAUCAGCGUUGUUGCCAGACCCCAGUCCCACCAAAGAAGAACCCAUCCCGUGUUCUAAAGGAUGCACCUGUCUACACGAUGAGUACAGCUUGGAGCUCAACAUGUACUGCAGCGCCCGCAACUUCACUCAACUCCCGACCGACAUGCCACGAUCCACGCACUCCCUCUGGCUGGACGGCAACCUAUUCACCUUGCUUCCGGCGGCCUCCUUCAAGGAUCUGAACACUCUCAACUUCUUGAACUUGCAGAGUGGCCAGCUGGCGAGUGUUGACGCUCAGGCCUUCAGAGGACUGAGGUCGCUGGCUCAUAUUCACCUGGAGCGCAAUCGCCUGCGCACAUUACCAGGUAACAUCUUCCAGAACACGCCAAACCUAGCCUCUAUUAGUCUGCACAACAACCAGCUCAGUCGAGUUGAUGAGAGACUCUUUUCUGGACUUUCGCACAUGUGGCUUCUGAACUUGGGGUGGAACUCCAUAGCGGUCUUACCUGAGACGGUUUUCCACGACUUACACGGCCUGCGGGAGCUCAUUUUAGCUGGAAAUCGACUUGCUUACUUGCAGCCACAACUCUUCCAGAAUCUGGCUGAGCUGAAAGAGUUGGAUCUUACGGGAAAUUACCUAAAAGUCAUCAAAGCCAACGUGUUUGUUAAGCUAAUUAAACUACGGAAACUCUACCUGGCCCAGAACCAAAUUGGGACCGUGGCACCAAGAGCCUUCAUAGGCAUGAGAGCUCUCAGAUGGUUGGAUCUCAACAACAACAAGCUGACUUCUCUCCAUGAGGACACCUUCUUGGGCUUGCAUACUCUUCACGUGCUGCGGCUUUCCAACAACUCAAUCGCCGGCAUCAGGCCCAGGACGUUCCGUGAUCUGCUGUUCUUGGAGGAGCUGCGACUCAGCCACAACAAAAUCCGUGCCCUGGGAGACAGAGUUUUUGAAGGCCUUGGCCAUCUCGAGGUUCUAGAGCUUGAGCACAAUCAAGUCCAGGCGGCACAAGAGGGGAGUUUUACAGGACUAUCCCACGUGGCCGUUAUCAACCUGUCCGGAAGCUGCUUCCACAGUCUACCGGAUCAGGUCUUCAAAGGUCUGUCCAAGCUUCACAGCCUUCAUCUGGACAAAGGCUGCCUUACAAGAAUUACAACCCAGGCCUUCACAGGUCUCUCCGGUCUGAGGAGACUUUUCCUGCAGCACAACAACAUAUCCGCAGUGGAACGCCAGAGCUUUGCAGACCUGGCAGGCCUGUUGGGACUGGACUUAAGUUUUAACAAGCUGGACGUUCUCACGAGCAACACAUUCUCCGGGCUUAAGAAUCUGGAAUACUUGGUCCUGUCCAACAACGAAUGCCGUCAAUUUUUGCAAAACGGCACCAAGAAUCUUCUGCCGAGAAUGCGCUACCUUGACCUGAGAGCUAACACCCUGACCAGCCUCGUCCCGGACUUCUCAGAGAACAUGGAGAAGCUCUUGUUGUCCGGAAACCGCUGGAGGUGCGACUGUGGGGCACUGCCGUUACGUAACUACAGCUUGAGGAAUCCACAGGUGGUUCCUCGGAGGGUGGAGACCCACGCAGAAGGCGACGAACCCGACAGUACUAUCACGAUAUACAACAACAUAACAUGCGCUAGCCCGACACGUUUGGCCGGCCAGGAUCUAAGGGAUAUCGACACAGAACUUUUCCAGACUUGCAGAGCAGCUGCGCACUAAUGUGUGCCGUUAUAAACGCAGAUGUGCGUAGGGUGCCGCUAUCCGUGGGGGCCCCUUUUUGCAUGAAGAAGUGCAUAGAAAAUGUCAAAUAAUCAAUGACAAAGUGGUUCAAUUGAAAUUUUACCGCAAACAUAUUCCGAGUCACUUCCUGCUAUAAAAUAUAAUAACAGAUUUCCCCACUGUGUUCGAAUUGUGGUCUGAGUUGAGUUCGGACCAUUUAUAAAUUUAUGUUUUAAUGAUGUUAAAACUGUUAUUUUGUCGUGAUGGGAAUCUUACAACUCUCGAUUCGAUCCGAUUCAGAUUCUUGAGGCAAUGAUUCGGUUCAAAUCGGUUCUCGAUUCAAACUAGGGAUGGGCGAUAUAGGCUAAAGUCUAUAUCCCAAUCUUUUAUUUGGCAUAUAAAUAGAACCUUUUCAAAACAGGUUACAAAGGCUCUUAAUUUGGCUUCUGAAGUAUGCCGUCUCAUAUUGGGCCAUUUCCCAUUGUAUUAUUUUGUCAAAACUACAUAUAGACCGUAUUUUUCGGACUAUAAGUCGCUCCGGAGUAUAAGUCGCACGGGCAGAAAAUGCAAAAUAAAGAAGGAAAAAAAUAUAUAUAAGUCGCACUGGAGUAUAAGUCGCAUUUUUUGGGGAAAUUUAGUUGAUAAAAUCCAACACCAAGAAUAGACAUUUGAAAGGCAAUUUUAAAUAAAUAAAGAAUAGUGAACAACAGGCUGAAUAAGUGUACGUUAUAUGAGGCAUAAAUAACCAACUGAGAACGUGCCUGGUAUGUUAACGUAACAUAUUAUGGUAAGAGUCAUUCAAAUAACUAUAACAUAUAGAACAUGCUAUAUAUAUAUAUAUAUAUAUAUAUAUAUAUAUAUAUAUAUAUAUAUAUAUAAUUUCUAAUUUACUGUAACAUUUGUUUACUUUCUGUUGUAACAUGUUUUAAUACAGUACAGGCCAAAAGUCUAGACACACCUUCUCAUUUAAUGCAUUUUCAUGACUAUUUACAUUGUAGAUUGUCACUGAAGGCAUCACAACUAAGAAUGAACACAUGUGGAGUUAUGUACUUAACAAAAAAAGGUGAAAUAACCGAAAAUACGUUUUAUAUUCUAGUUUCUUCAAAAUAGCCACCCUUUGCUCUGAUUACUGAUUUGCACACUCUUGGCAUUCUCUAGAUGAGCUUCAAGAGGUAGUCACCUGAAAUGGUUUU